This is a messenger RNA of Sipha flava (yellow sugarcane aphid), 485 nucleotides long. It is a transcript of the gene ND-B8, whose product is annotated as NADH dehydrogenase [ubiquinone] 1 alpha subcomplex subunit 2. The record is from RefSeq and is a predicted model, not a curated record. NCBI's taxonomy places the organism in Eukaryota, Metazoa, Arthropoda, Insecta, Hemiptera, Aphididae. The transcript is spliced from 3 exons. Bases 96 to 374 code for a protein of 92 amino acids.
UAAGUCUUAUCAUUUUACAAUUUAUCUUGGACUCAUAUUUUGAGGUUUGCUCUCAGAAAACUAUUUUUGACAUUUUAUUUAAAUUAUUUCAAAUCAUGUCUGCAAUCAAAUUCGGUAGUCAUCUAAAAGAACUACGAUUGCACCUAUGUCAGUCGUCCACCUCUAGCAAAGGAGUAAGGCAAUUCAUUGAAAAAUACUAUAUUCCACUGAAAAAAUCGAAUCCACAGUUUCCCAUAUUAGUCCGUGAGUGCAGUGGAGUAGAACCAAAAGUUUUUGCUCGCUAUGAAUUUGGACGAGAACGAAGUGUACAACUUGCUGAUCAAUCUGCAGACAAUGUAUUCAAGAAAAUUGAAGAAUUAGUAAAAAAAAAUUAAUUAAUAUUUAUUAGAGUUUAAAGAAAAACAAUGUUAUUUUAAAAGUAUGUACAUAUUACAAAAUACAAUGUCUUAGUUAUGAAUAGAUAAAUGUUGCUUUAUUUUCAAUAA